Ornithorhynchus anatinus (platypus) is the source of this 981-nucleotide messenger RNA. RefSeq names its product olfactory receptor 10P1. The coding region runs from base 1 to 981 and encodes 326 amino acids. The transcript has a single exon. The record is from RefSeq and is a predicted model, not a curated record. Gene Ontology annotation, cellular component: membrane. Gene Ontology annotation, biological process: G protein-coupled receptor signaling pathway. Gene Ontology annotation, molecular function: olfactory receptor activity; G protein-coupled receptor activity. NCBI's taxonomy places the organism in Eukaryota, Metazoa, Chordata, Mammalia, Monotremata, Ornithorhynchidae.
AUGGCUGACGAGAACCGCACGGCCCUGACGGAGUUCCUCCUUCUCAGUUUCUCCGACUUCCCGGACCUGCGAACCCCCCUCUUCAGCGGAGUGCUGGCCGCCUACCUGGCCACCCUUCUGGGCAACGCGCUCAUCAUCCGCGUCACGCUGGUCGACCGUGCGCUCCACUCUCCCAUGUACUUCCUGCUGCGCCACUUGUCGUUCCUCGAGAUCCUCUACACCACGGAUGUGGUGCCCAAGACACUGGUCGACCUGCUGGCCCUCCGACCGGCCAUCUCCUUCGGCGGCUGUGCAGCCCAGAUGUUCUUCUUCAUCGUCCUGGGCAUCACCGAAUGCUGCCUGCUGACCGCCAUGGCCUACGACCGCUACGUCGCCAUCUGCCGUCCUCUCCACUACCCUCGGCUACUCAGUCGGCCGGCCUGCCUGCGCCUAGUGGGGACCUCCUGGGUCCUGGGGGUCCUUACGGCCUCCACCCACACCUCCCUCAUCUUCUCCCUGCCUUUCCGCGGGACCCCUACCAUCCACCACUUCCUGUGUGACAUUCUGCCCGUGCUGCGUCUGGCCGGAUCUGGUCGGCAGCACAGCGAGGCCUCCGUGCUAGCAGCCACCGUGGUAUUCAUCCUGGCCCCUUUCUCCCUAAUCGUCGCCUCUUACGCCCGCAUUGCCGCCGCCAUCCUCCGCCUGGCCUCGUCCUCGGGCCGCCGCCGGGCCUUCUCCACCUGCUCCUCGCACCUCCUGGCCGUCUCGCUCUUCUUCCUCACCACCAGCGUCACCUACCUCCGGCCGCGGGCCUCCUCCUCUGUCGCCACCGACAGGGUGCUAAGUCUCUUCUACACCGUGGUCACCCCCAUGCUCAACCCUGUCAUCUACACCCUCAGGAACAAAGAGGUGGUGGGAGCCUUGGACCGCAUGUUGAGGAAGCAGAGGCCGGGGGUCGGGUGGGGAGGUGCUCUCUUGGCUCUCUCCUCUCGAGGGUUUUGA